AUGAGGGAGCACGGAAAAAUACUUAAAUAUGCUUAUCCCGCUGAAAGGGAAGUUGGAGUUUUGUUGUUUACUCUUUCCUGUUAUUUACUCCCGAUCCUUCCUUCCAUUUUGGUCAUUUGCUCGUAUCACCCUAUUCUACUUGACUUGAAUUCUCUUUCGACCUUGUCCUCUACUCUUCCGUUCGUAGCUCCUCAUCAGCUACUCAUCUACUCAAUUCAAUUGACCAAUUCCUCUCUACUUCCACAUACAAGACCAAUCCACCCAUCAUAA
Molecule: messenger RNA, 270 nt
Organism: Sclerotinia sclerotiorum 1980 UF-70
Lineage: Eukaryota; Fungi; Ascomycota; Leotiomycetes; Helotiales; Sclerotiniaceae
Exons: 1
Coding region: 1-270 (89 amino acids)
Source: RefSeq, a predicted model, not a curated record